Hippoglossus stenolepis (Pacific halibut) is the source of this 3139-nucleotide messenger RNA. RefSeq names its product family with sequence similarity 117 member Ba (gene fam117ba). The annotation marks the transcript as partial. Lineage: Eukaryota; Metazoa; Chordata; Actinopteri; Pleuronectiformes; Pleuronectidae. The transcript is spliced from 7 exons. The record is from RefSeq and is a predicted model, not a curated record.
CCCACCACACCUACCUGUGGUCCUCCUCCGUGCCCUGUGGCGUCCCCCCGCCCUCCCUGCCCGAGCUCGCAGCUCCUCAUUCUCCUCUCGGUCUCCCGCCACCGAGUCCAGCUGUGGCCCUCGCAGGGCGCGCUCGCUGGCUCUCACCUGACAGGUCCCUGGCCUCAGGACGACAGCCAGGACCAACACGCUCCCUACAUGAGGGACAAAGCGACGCAGACCCCCAGGGCCUGGGCAGAUGAGAGGAGGAGGGGCUCUCACAAACGCUCGGCCUCCUGUGGGAGCACCGACCAGCUCAAGGAGAUUGCCAAAUUGCGUCAGCAGCUCCAGCGCAGCAAACGCAGCAGCCGCCAUCGGAGGGAUAAAGACCGCAAGUCCCCGUUCAAUGGCAGCCACACUAUCAUCCAGUCCCAGUCGCCUAUGCCCAAGACCAUCCUGAUACCCAUCCCUAUAUCCAAGUCAUCGGCCCCUCGCUUCCGCAACAGCGUGGAGGGCCUCAACCAGGAGAUAGAACGCAUCAUCAUCCGAGACACCCCCGAGAAGGAAGAGACCAUCGUUCCACAGGACGUUCCAGAUGGGCACCGUGCACCCCCACCUGUCCCCCCGCAGCAGCGCAGCAGCAGCACGCGCAGCAUCGACACACAGACACCCUCAGGGGGCGGCCUGAGCGGUAACCAUAGCAACUGCAGCAGCCGCCCCGACUCCAUCUCGCCCUCCUACCUCACCGUCCUCAACGACACGAGUGGAGGCAGCCCCUACGAGGAGAAAGAGCUGGGACCCUACUCGCCGCUGCCGAAGUACGCUGCCUCUCCCAGACCCAACAACAGCUACAUGUUCAAGAGGGAACCUCCAGAGGGCUGCGAGAAGGUCAAAGUGUUCGAGGAGUCCAUGCCCAAACUUCUGCAGGACAUCCCAACCUUCCUGUGUCCCGACCGCAACAAGGUCAACUUCAUCCCCAACAGCGGCUCUGCCUUCUGCCUUGUCAGCAUCCUCAAGCCCUUACUCCCCGCCCCGGAGCUCAGCUUUCGCCCCGGGGUGGGCCUGCGAAGCCUGUCCCCGGCCCUCGUGCCUCUGUCCACCCAGCCCUGCCUCCUGGAGGAGCCCGAGAGCUUCUGACCAGGUUCUCAAGUCGCCACAAAACAAGCACCCCCACCCCCUUCCCAACGAAAUCAGAAAACAUUUGAAAUUAGGAAACAACCCUUCUGCUCCAAAAAAUGCCUUCAGCAUGCCAGCUACGCUCUCUCUGAUGUCCUGAUCUUGUUGAAAAGUGCUUCCCACUGCCUCUCCUCCUCAGACAACUACGACUCGAGAGCCCUGCAGCGCCGUGCAGGCGUUUGCAGCCAACAUUUCAUCGCUUUCUUCUACCUUUAGUGCGGGUUAUGUUCCUGUUUUUUGGGAGGAAAAGGGUAAAAAAGGACAGACUCUUUUUUUUCAUCGUAUUAUACCAUGGCGCCUUUCCACGGACAUAUCUCUUUUUCUAUAUGUAGUUAUUUCUCUUGAUAUGAAAUAUGCCUUCCAUUACGAAAAACAAAAAGGCUGCUGGUUUCCUUGGCGACCAAGAGAUUGACAACAGAGGCUAAUUCUGGUGCUGCCUGAUAUAUCGUAGCAAAACCUGAAGGGUCGUGAAAAGGAGAAGUAAAGAAAACGUGCCUGAUUUUUUUAGACCGCUCAGUUUCUCCAAACCAGCUUAGUGUUGCGAUCGUGUUCACUCAUGAUCUUUGCACUACGGUGGCCAUAGAUACACACAGAAGAACAGGGCCAGUCUUAAAAAAUACAAGCGAGGAGGUGCAGAAUCCACGCUACCUUUAAACCAUCUGUUUUGUACUUGAAUCAGCCUGAGACAGAGAGAGGAACUGGUUCAAGCUGAUGCCUUUGCUUCACUAACUGGUAGCAGCGAGCUGGGCCCCCCUGCUGGCCGCUGUGUGUAUCUAUGUGAAACACAGGCCAGGGCUAUGAUGUGUGCAGCGUGUUCGACCUGUGUCUGCUUCCCAGGCGCCAGCCUUUGCUCGCAGUGUCCUUUUUUUUUUUACUCCAGCACCAUCACGACCACCCUCCUUCUGUUCCUCCUCUCUCUCUUCUCUUUUCUUUCCCUCACUGUCACUGUAAAGCUGAUUUCCUUCUGUCCUGCUCAAACUGUGUUGUUGUGAAGCAUGUCCAGAGGGGCCUGGUCCCGCCGCUGCAGGACAGGCCUCCUCUGGCUCUGCGGGGCCCUGAGCACGGAGAGGUCAUGACCCCAAGUGCGACACCGAGCUACACUUGGUGGCUGCAGUGUCGUGACACGGGACCCAGACCUCUCCAUGCCUGGGCCCGUCCUCCUGUAUAUGUCAUUACCACUUGACUGUGCCUGCCACAGUGGGGAUAGGAAUGUACUGGAUCUGUAAAUAUAGAGGCACACUGUGUUUGUAUUAUCAGCUGACAAAGAUAUGUAUCUGAAUGAGUCGAUUAUUGUACCAUAUAAUACCCCUCACCCCCAAACCUCGCCCCUCCCGUCCCCCUGCUGAGUACUGUGAAUUACUACGUCUCAUUAUUGUGAAUGAUUAUGUAUUUAUUUAUCAGACCGGAGUGUAAUUGGGUCUUCAGAGAAUUUUAAUCAAGAAUAGGUCACAUCGUCCAUCUCAGGUUGUAGUGAAUAGGACACGAAAAGAGAAGAUGUACUUAACUCCUCAGCGCACACUAACAAGUCUACACGACCGCACCAGAGCGAACCAACAGCUGCUGUGUCUGUAGCCGCACACGGCGGAGAUCCUGGAUGAUGUAAACCUGUAGCAGUAGUCAAGAGGUGUCAUUCGUUUCAGCCAGUCGCUUCAAGAAAUGGUUGUUUAAUGAGGAGUCCUGUUCCAAAAUGAGAUAUCCACUUGCUGAGAAACAAUCACACCCACAGCGACACGGUUCAACAUGUUUACAAGAAAAUCUAAGUAGCUUGAAAGAACAGAUUCACAAACGUGGAAAUACUGAUUGAUUUACAACUUUUCUUUUUCUUUUCAAAGUGGAUAAGCGGCAUUUUGGAAUGAGGCUCGACGCAAGAAAACUCAACACUAUGAUUCUCUGUUUGCUUGUCCAGUUUAUUGGAAAACAGAACUGCCAAGUUUUCAUCUGUUUAACUCCUCCAGUCAAAAUAAAAAGGCAUAGUUGAAUUAAA